Molecule: messenger RNA, 2968 nt
Organism: Agelaius phoeniceus (red-winged blackbird)
Lineage: Eukaryota; Metazoa; Chordata; Aves; Passeriformes; Icteridae
Gene: F2RL2
Product: coagulation factor II thrombin receptor like 2
Biological process (GO): thrombin-activated receptor signaling pathway; phospholipase C-activating G protein-coupled receptor signaling pathway; positive regulation of Rho protein signal transduction
Cellular component (GO): plasma membrane
Molecular function (GO): thrombin-activated receptor activity
Source: RefSeq, a predicted model, not a curated record
UUCCUUAAUCCCUUACACAGGGGAAAAAAGCCCCCACAAAACAUCUCUUGAGAUGAACUAGCACAGCACCAUUGUUCAGCUGGCUGGAUUUCACACACUACAAUGAAGAUACUGUUUUUCACUGGACUGCUCUCUUUUACCUCCAGUCUUUGCACUACAGCUUCAGAAUUUUCACAGAAUGGCUCUGCAAUUAAAACAGUGUCUCUUAUCAAAACUUUUCGGGGAAUUUCAGCGAGAGACUAUGAUUACAUCCCCCCUUAUGCUAUAGAAGGGGAAACAGCAACCAUCCAUAUCAGAGAAAACAAAUGCAGUUCAAAAAAGUCAAAUGACUCCACAUUAACAGAAGUGAGCAACACCACACUGGAGUACCUCACUAGCUCUCUGAGCACCAAGCUAAUACCUGCUGUCUACCUCAGUGCUCUGUUAUUGGGCGUGCCUUCUAACGCCAUCAUUCUGUGGAUGCUACUCUUCAGGAUCCGCUCCGUGUGCACCGCCGUCCUCUACACAAACCUGGCUGUUUCAGACCUGCUCUUCUGCAUCAUACUGCCCUUCAAAAUAGCCUACCACAUCAACGGGAACAACUGGGUAUUUGGGGAGACCAUGUGUCGGGCGGCCAUGGCGGUGUUUUACGGCAACAUGUACUGCUCCAUUCUGCUGCUCACGUGCAUCAGUGUCAGCCGCUACCUGGCCAUCGUCCACCCCUUCACCUACAAGAGCCUCCCGAAGCGCGCCUACGCCAUCGCAGCCUGCGCCGCCGUCUGGGCCAUCGUCUUCCUCUACAUGCUCCCGCUCGCCAUCACGCAGCAAAGCUAUUAUGUGAAGCAGCUGGACAUUUAUACCUGCCACGACGUGCACAGCGCCUGUGAAACUGUGUCUUCCUUCCAGUUCUACUACUACGGGUCCUUGGCUGUAUUUGGGUUUUUAAUACCGCUUGCAACUAUCGUGUUCUGCUAUGUCUCGAUUAUACGAACACUCAAGACUCACGAAUGGUUCUGGUAUGUCAAAGUCAGUCUUUUGAUUCUUACCAUCUUUGCUAUUUGCUUUGUGCCAAGCAAUAUUAUCCUUAUUAUUCAUCACAUCAACUAUUACUAUUACAACACGGACAGGCUGUAUUCUUUUUAUCUAAUUGCUUUAUGUCUUAGCAGCCUAAACAGCUGUCUUGAUCCUUUCCUUUAUUUUCUGAUGUCAAAAAUUAGAAGUCAAUCCAAUAUUUAUCUGACAAUGGUUAAAAUAUCCAGGGAAAAAUGAAUUUAUUUCUAUAACUGGAAUUAUGGUUUUGUACAGUACUAACACUGACAGCAACAAAUCUCAGGUGUGACAUUUAUACUUCAAGUAAAAUGGGUUAGAAAACACAAUCUCAGUUAAAUUUACUUCCUUCCACACAAGGAAUAUCUCCAAAAAUACACUCUCCAGCUCUAUAACUUUAUUACAUGUGUUGCAACAACUGUGGUACCUAGAUUCAGGGAAGCAGCUCUGCACCUCCAUUUCCUUCUGAGAUCACUUUCUGGCCAUGGAGAAGCUGCCAGAGUAUCAGGCACCCCAGCUUCUAAAUACCAGAAGAGGAGUCAGCACCCAAUGAGCACUUCUAGGGCAAUUCAUGACACUUGAAAUUAGCUCUCAGCCAACAAUCACUGCAGGAACAGUGUUACAAAAACAAGUUUUUGGCCUGGUGAAAAUGGGAACAAGCACUUGGUACAUGCCAGGGAGCAAUCAAGAGCAAGUACUGCCCAGGAUGUUGGAAAUACAGAAUCCCCAUAGGUUCACAAAACAAUAAGUCUACAGCAGUGGAUGCAGAACCUGACUCUUCCAAGGCUACCUCUCCCAUGAGGCUGCUUAACCAGCUCUGCACUGGAGACUUGUUCUUCCACUUCGUCAGCACCUGCACUUCCCUAACCCACAGGGAUUGCUGGGAGCUAACCCUUAUCAGUGUGAAUCCAGGCAUAUAUUACUCUUGCUUGGUAAGCAAAACAGAGAAGCUAUUUUGUAGUAUUCUCUAUUUCCACAUCCUCACAGGAAAUACCUACAGUGUUACAAAUACUGCAGCUAGUUACUGUUGACUAUUAGUAAAACAAUGGGUCAAUUUUUACCUUUACAGAAACUCAAAACCUACUUAUAUACUAAGUUCCUAAAAAAUUCCCUCAGUGAUGUCAUUUGAAUUUGUAACUGCAGCAUGUAAGUGAGGAUAAAAAUGUUUUAUGUAGUUUUGAUAAUAGUAUUGUAAAAAAACUUUACUUAAAUAAACUGAGUUGCACUAGAAAAUGCCUCAAGGGAAUUUGCAGCCUGGUGACGGUCCCCUUUUUCUAUCUCUUCUGGUUCUUAAAUUAAGUUAAUUUUAAUCCUGCCAUUCCUUCAACAUGCACAAGAACAAACUUUAAAGAUAACUCUAAAAUAAUUCAAAUAUUACACAACUGUUGAAAAUAUAAAUGAGGUGAACCCAACUAAAACCUCUGUACCUAUCACACAAAAAAAUGCUACAACCAAAAAUAGUAAUUUGGUCCAUCUGUUUAACUUUCCAGCUAUCCACAAUAUGCUCCCUUAAGACAGGAUUUCUCUCCACUGGGACCUGAAUACAUUUGCCUUGAAAAGGCUUUCAAAACUGUUAAAAGCUGUGGUUUAAGAUUUACAGGGCAAAUGAGUUCCAGGUUUGUGUUUUCAGUUUCAAGCAAGGAACAAAUAGGUCAGAUCUGAGAUGAGGACCUCAGAUUAUAAGGAUAAUGCGUUCUGGCAGAUUUGGGUGCAGACUCCUCCAAAUCACAGAAUCACAGAAUUUCUAGGUUGGAAGAGACCUUUAAGAUCAUUGAGUCCAACCCAUGUUCUAACACCUCAACUAGAUCAUGGCACCAAGUGCUACAUCCAGUCUUUUUUUAAACACAUUGAGGGAUGGUGACUCCACCACCUCCCUGGGUAGAUGAUUCCAGUAUUUGACCACUCUUUCUGUGAAAAACUUCCUCCUUAAUUCUAGCCUGUA